Molecule: messenger RNA, 2942 nt
Organism: Caenorhabditis sp. 36 PRJEB53466
Lineage: Eukaryota; Metazoa; Nematoda; Chromadorea; Rhabditida; Rhabditidae
Source: the annotation of a GenBank genome assembly
AUGCGCCUCUCCAAUAUUGUCAAUCUUUCAAUUUUAGCUCUAUUACACGUGGCAGCAGUGAGUUUUAGAAAUGUUUUUUCAAUUAUUGAUCGAAAACCUUCAGAAUCCCACCAGCACCACACAAUCCACGUCAUCCACGAGCAUUCUGAGUUCAACAACCGAAGCCAGCACGCCUCAAACUGUUCCGUCCACACAAUCCACGUCAUCAGAUGCCACGUCAUCAUCCACAAACAAUCUCAGCUCAUCAGAAGUGAGUUUUAGACUUUUUCUGAAAGACAAACCGAAAAUGUGCAGAAUCCAACUACUUCAUCUGAAUUUGCCACGACACCGGCCGGCCAGGCGACUUCUAGCUCUUCCACGUCACCAGAAAGCACAACUAGAGAUGCCACGUCAUCUACGGACUUGACUACGGUCCCUGGAAGUUCUACAAACAUUCCGAGCUCAGCCACGUCCUCGGCAGUGAGUUUUUGAGUUUUUUCAGAAAAACGUAACCCGAAUAUCGUCAGGGUCCCACUUCUGGAUCACAUUCCACGUCAUCAGAAGCUCCAACAGAUGCCACGUCAUCAGCGCCGGUGAGUUUUUACGUUUUUCAAAAAUUUUCUGCACUGAGACAGCGCGCAAAGCACGGAUUUGCUUACAGUAGGCUUUUUUGCAAUAGAGCGCGAUUGCAUCAACUUACGAAUCGAAAAUCAUCAGAAUGCCACGUCACAAAGUAUCCUGGCAACUGCCACGUCAUCUGCAAACGUUCUGAACUCAACUACGGUCCCAGUAGGCUUGCAAAUAGUUGUUUCUGUUACGAAAUGUUUGUAAUUAUCAGGAUCAAACGAGAAAUUCUUCUGCCACGUCACCUGCAAACUUUUCGGGCUCCACUCCGAAUGCCACGUCGCGGAGUAAUGGGAAUUCGACCUCCAACACUUCUUCCACGUCAUCAAGCACAUGGCUCCCGCCGUUCCCGCAGAUUCCGGACCCGUUUGCGUCGAUUCCGCCGGAUACGGCCGAUUGUUGGAUCAGCGAGGCGAUGCUAGAGCAAGUAGAGGUCAGUUAGGAAAUGCAAAAAUGAUUUGGGGGCUCGGGGGCUCGAACCUGCGCGGACAAAAUGUGUGACAGGCCAAAACGUAACCACAGAGCUAUGCGCAGAACUGUUUCCUGUGGCGUCCAGGGCGUUGAUAUUGUGGCGGGCGGAGGCGCGUUUUUCAGCUUUUCACUCAACUACUUUUCCAGAUUUUCCACGUAAUCGGCGUCAAAAAGAACGGUUCAAUGGUGAAAAUCAGCGGUGCGGACGCGAAAUUCGACUUCAAAUCGUUUUUCCAUCCGUCACAGCCCAUUCAAAACUUGCUGAACUUUCCGAAUGCCCGGAUCCUAUCGAGAAAAGUAACAACUGCUUCCGUUUCUCAAACUUUCACAAGUACCCCGGAUCCGGCGGCCAAUGGAUCGACUACCGUAACCCCGACGCCAAGUUUCAACAGUCCCGACAAUAUCACAUUUGUCGACGGGAUUACGGUCGCGCGGGACUGGGACCGACAGCUUUUCCACUUUUUAGUCCCGGAUCGAGCUUUUCGAUAUUAUGUGUCUGUGACAAAUGUGUUCUAAGUGUAAUUCCACAAAAUUCUUCUUCCAGACUCUUCUAUGACAACUAUUUGAACUUGACAAACGGUGGAAAAGAGGAUUUUGCAAUCAAAAGAGCUGGAAUGUUGACGAGAUCUCGUAAUCUGACAGAACCGUACACGUGUCAUUAUAAUAUUGAGAAGGUGAGGUCGAAUAAGGAAAGCAAAUGAGAAUUCCGGGCAGUGGGUUCCGAACCCGCGACCCCGAGAACAGCGGGCCAAAAUGCAACCACUGCGCCAAGCGCAACACCGGAAGCGGUGGCGCGAAGGGCUGUGAGGUUCUCGGGCGUCGGCGCGAAUUUUUGUGAAUUUUUUCUUGCAGAGAGCUUCGGUUUGCGUGUCGAUUAUCGAUAAAAUUGUGACUGUUGGACACUAUCCGCUCAACCGACAACUCCAGAUUCGGUAGGAUAAAAUCGAGUUCAAUUUUCGAAAUUUUCCGCAGAGAAAAUCGAUUUUCGCUGCCCAACUAUCUCAGCUUUGAUAGUUUUCACUCGUACGCCGACAGCGACGGCUUCGAUUACAUUCUGAUCCAUCACAAAGGCCAAUGGAUUUAUCGGAUCAAUUAUCAGCGAUAUCUCGAGAACGGGCACAUGUUUUUCAAAGUUUUUCACUUGUUGACGGUACGUUUUCACUCUUUUUUUUUAAAUAUAUAGCUUUGCGAUAAAAUUAGCCUAAUUCAGCACUCGGAAACGUUCCAUUUCGACGAUUUCGAGCACGCCGACGAGAACGGUCUGGUGACGAGGUACACGAAUCGAAACGGCGCCUACCGCUACUAUUACUCUCUGUUCAGUGAGGUAGUGGCCUAGAAAAAGCUCGGCCCAAUCGUCUAUUUUUCAGAUUUCCGGCCUGAAAACGUUUUGUGUGCAUGACAAACGUGUCAACGGAACUAUUAUGAUUUUGGGCCGACCGCGACAACCGCCAGAACAGGGAAUAAGUACGUUUCUUCGCAAAAAACCUUUUGCGCAACAAUUUUUUUGUUUGCAGCCGCCCGUCUCCGUCAAAUUGCUCAAAUCGACGGAACGCCGGAUGGGCUCGAGUUUCCGACGAUGCUGCGCGUGCUCUUUUACUGUGCCCUCAUCUAUUUCACCAUUUUUUUGGGCACACAAAUGGUGCCGAACCGUCGAGUUCGCAUUUGGCGAGAAUCGGUGAGAGCAAGCGCGCCCUAUUGAGAAUUGCUGCGUUGAAGCGCGAUUCCAAUGUAAACCGGUGUUUUUGCAGAGACGUGCCGAACGAGAAAUUCAGCGUUUGGCGCCGGUCAUCGAGACGAUUAUGGGCAGAGUGCACGCGUUUUUGGAGAGCCGAAAAGUGGCGAACCGGGAGAAUAUCGAUUUGGAUUGA